This is a messenger RNA of Chondrus crispus (carragheen), 1642 nucleotides long. RefSeq lists its product as hypothetical. Gene Ontology annotation, molecular function: lipid binding. The record is from RefSeq and is a predicted model, not a curated record. The transcript is spliced from 2 exons. The coding region runs from base 1 to 1536 and encodes 511 amino acids. Lineage: Eukaryota; Rhodophyta; Florideophyceae; Gigartinales; Gigartinaceae.
AUGAUUUGGUUGUUGAUUCUGGUGGUCCUUGCCUAUUAUUCGUACCGGGUUCUUUACGCGCAAAACCAUGUCCAUGAAGCGACAAGACAUCCACACAGGGCGGCCCUUCCAAAAAUCAAACCAGUGCAAGUGCCGGUAACCACCACCCUCUCGCCUAGAGACGAGAUUGCCCGUACUGUGGAGAGUCUCGACUGGUGCAAUGAGAUCACUCGUAUCUGUUGGCCACAUAUCGGAAAGAUCGUUGAGUCUCACCUCGCUCCGACAAUCGAGCCGUUGAUUAAUCUUUAUUUGCCGAAACCAUUUUCGAAGUUCAAGUUUAUGAGCGCAAGUCUUGGCAAAGACCCUUUGAGGGUUGACAGAGUGACGGUGCACCGGCGAUAUAAGAACUCAAUUGCACUUGACCUUGACGUCUCCUUCAUCGGAUCACCAAAUAUGUCAAUGAAGUGCGCUCCGUUCCACGCGCCGUUUGGGGUCAAGGAACUGAAGUGGAGGGGGAGAUUAAGCGUUCUGCUGCGACCGCUUAUUCCCACUCUGCCGCUAGUUGGAGCUGUCCAAGCAGCAAUGAUUACGCAUCCAGAGGUCGACAUGGAUUUCACGGGCGUAGCUGAUUUCGCUGAUUUCGGUCCUGUUGAAAAGAUUGUUCGAAAAGUCCUAAGAAACGUCAUUGCCUCGAUGCUAGUCCUUCCAAAUCGUUUUAUAUACAAACUCUCUGACACCAUUGACUACUUUGAUGUGUAUUAUCCUCCAGCUGGCGUAAUUGCCAUCGUUAUAGAAAAGGGGAGAGGUUUCACGAUUGAAAAGAAGCUGGGAAUGAUCAAGCAGGUGCCAGACCUGUACUGCAAAGCGACGUUUGGGCUUGAAGAUAUGAAAACAGAUGUGAGAAUGAACAAUUUAUCUCCUGAGUGGAACUCGUUGAAACUGUUUAUUUUGUCGGACUAUGAACAGCCUUUCGAGUUGAAGUGCUACGACAAAGAUACUGUGACACGGGAUGACUUGGUAGGAUCCCUGUCAUUAACAGCGAAAGAACUUCUUACGACGGGUCCAAAAUGGGUCCCUCUUGGCGACACUGAUGACCGAAUUGCGAAGCAUGGCGAAAUUUUUGUUGGUGCGCAACUGUAUAAGUUGCAGGAUCCGAAGCUGCCAGUACGAGGAUACUGCUUACUAUCGAUUUUAAUCAAUCGAGCAACUAAUCUACCACCAGAAACAAAGGAGGUCGCCUGCAAAGUUUGGGUGGGAACUAAAUUACUGUUUGAAACCCCGGAGAUUACAAAACCAUCAGAACCGCUUCACGGGAUUGACCCGACAAACCCUGAAUGGAAUUUUCAUUAUGAUGUCCUUUGCGAUGAUACUUCAGAAACAAGUAUUGCAAUCCAUGUGGUUGAGCGUAAGAAGACUUUGGGUCGAUUGACUUUUCGGCCAGAUGAUUUGAUAUCUGUGCAAGACAAGACAAUAGAAGGAAAGUUCUCCAUUGGAAACGGGGCUGAGCUUCGUGUAAAGGUGAUGCUCCGAGGACUUGCGGAAGAUUCGAUAGCGUAGAAGGGCUGUAAAACCAUCGUCGCUGAUUCGGGGGCUAGAACAGGGAGGAAUGGGUGCGAAGACAUGCGCAGUGUAUUAAACUAGGACAAACGUUCCAACUCACUAA